AUGCCGCAACAUCAUUGCGGUUCGAUGCACAUGGCUAUGGUUAACGCUCUGGCUUACCAUUGCUGUUGUCAGAACAAUCAGAAGUUGGCGAGGAAAGCUGGCUGGCCCGUCCCAACUCUCGUGGAUGAAAGUGUAACGGUUGCAAAUCCAUGUGGCAGGCCUCGUGAACCCUCAGAUGGUAGCUUCGUACUAUUGGCCGAUCGCGACCAGGCUCAUUUACCAAAUGUCAGUACCUGCGGUUCCUCUCCUAGUAAACAGGAUUUUCGUAGAAACGACCAGAUUGUACUCACUGAUGAUAUUCUCAAUGCGGGAGGUGGAAAUCGCGAGAAAGUAGCUGAAGCUCAGAAGCAAGCUCGAGUGAUUUCUGGGAAGGAAUUCGCCGAACGGAAAGCACGAGAGAAAGCCGCUCGGGAAAAGCAGCUGGAGGCGGAAGCGAAGAGGAAAGCAAACGCUCAGCAGAAAGCACAAAAAGUUGAACGGCGGCGACAUUGA
This is a messenger RNA of Rodentolepis nana, 492 nucleotides long. Lineage: Eukaryota; Metazoa; Platyhelminthes; Cestoda; Cyclophyllidea; Hymenolepididae. The record is from the annotation of a GenBank genome assembly.